AUGGUCUCAGCCCUCGCCCACCCUGGUCUUAGCGAGUCGAGUACUCUGACGCACAUGGUCCUAUCGCCGACGACCGCUCGCCCGGGUACUUCCGACAAGCCUGGACGGUUGACCAAGCAGAAUACUCUACUACUACUAUAUAAUAUCGAGGUUUGUGCCCCUUCGAGAGACGGCGUCCCUCUGCAGAUAACCUUCCACUGA
Messenger RNA from Anthostomella pinea, 201 nucleotides. The record is from the annotation of a GenBank genome assembly. NCBI's taxonomy places the organism in Eukaryota, Fungi, Ascomycota, Sordariomycetes, Xylariales, Xylariaceae.